Homarus americanus (American lobster) is the source of this 2599-nucleotide messenger RNA. RefSeq lists its product as uncharacterized. Bases 342 to 2147 code for a protein of 601 amino acids. The record is from RefSeq and is a predicted model, not a curated record. The transcript has 3 exons. Lineage: Eukaryota; Metazoa; Arthropoda; Malacostraca; Decapoda; Nephropidae.
GGCCGUGUGAGUGUGUGUGGGGGGGGGGGGAUGAAUAAUCUAAACACCAAACACCGAGGUCACAGUAAAAGUUAACGUCACGCUUGGCUUCGUUUUCUCUAGUAUGUAGGCAGAGGCAGUAGGUAAGUAGAGGCGCGACGUGGUGUAUGCUUGGAUACUGUUUGUUGUGGAACCUUAAAAGUAUUGAACCCUCGCUCCAUCCACAUGUAGAACACAAUAGCAAUGUGAGUGUUGCCACACCACCUCCACCACCACCUCCUUCACGGGUAAAACUUAAACAAUACUCAGCAUCGACCAGAUAAUUGAGGGUCGUGGAGGGCGAGGUCCGUCAUGACCCGAGCAUGGACAGGUGGACCAACAACUUCUACAAGCAGCAGAGUGGUGGUGUUGUGGCAGGUGAUGGUGUGGUAGAGAGCCGAGGCCACCAGGGCAGUCUCACAGCCAACAGCCGUCGGCGUCGCAGCAGCCAUGGCAGGAUAGAGGGCAGAAAGGUGGCACACCUGUGGGUCUUCCGCGUGGUGCACCUUACAGAGGUCACCCUCAAGUCAUUUGUUGAACGUCAAGGUAUCCAGGUUUUUAACGUGGAGCAAGUGUCGCACAGGGAGGCGGCAUACAAGUCCUUCUUGCUGACGGUAGAUGAGAGGGACGCCGUCACGCUGCUCCAGAGAACCUUCUGGCCUGGGCUGGUGGCAUGCAGACUGUGGCACGACAGAGGUGACGGACGGCGGGGUGAUGCUUUUAGCAGGAGGUCUGCCAGGGGCACCCGCACCGUCCUCGAAGCCCUUGAUAGCCAGGUUGGUGGUGGACAACAGAAGGGCAGGGACGGCUCCUUCCACACACACACCAACACUUACAGGUCGACGCGCUACGAAUCACCACCUUGUAAGGAAAGACACAGAACUAUCACUCAGGUUGGCUCAGGCUUGAAAAGUAACAAUAGAGAAAGAAAAUAUGAAGAGAAAAAAGGCAAAUACAAUAAUGGUUUGAGAAAAGAUAAUAAAAACAAUUCCGAUAAAGAGGGUAAAGGAGACAACAGUAAUAAACUAGUAGGUAUUUCGAAAUUAGGAAGCAAAACAAAGACUACUAUCGGAAAAAGUGAUAAGAGUGUAAAAAGUAAGGAGACUAAACCUAAGGACAACAAAGAGAAAGUAGAUAAAAAUAAAAUAAAAAGGAAGGAGAAACACAUAGGUGAAAAGGUUAGCAGGCGCAAUAAAGAACCAGAUAAAGGCGGUAAAACAGCUGGAUACAAAAAGAGAGAAGUUUCGCGAGUAUCUGACAGAGCCACAGAUCGAGGAGAUGUAAACAAAAGAUCUAAAGACAAACACAACGAGAAUAAGAAGCCACCAGAUGACAAAGACAAAAUGCAAGCAAAGUCAGCUGAACAUAAAGGAUAUAAGAGACAUGUUGGUGAUAAUGAAACAGUAGAUAAGCAAUAUGAUGAGAAAUAUACUCAUGAUGAACGUGGAAAUAUGCGAAAGAAGAUAGAUAAACAAAGAGGCUCAACUACCCAGCACGUAAAGGGAAAACAUUGGAACCAGGGUCCCGAGACGCAUGAUCACCCCCGUAAGGAUGGGUCAGUAAGAACGUCUAUGGACACACAUUACUCGAAGAACCCAAACAAAAGUGUAGUUCAAGAUACAACAGAUGUCAACAGUAUAGAAAAAGAAAAGACAGAGUAUCCUAACUGGGUGAUGUCGUUGAGCACUUUAUUGAUACUGUCGUCAGAGGAGGUGGUGUACAAGUUACUAGGCCCCGAUUAUGAUGAACUGCUCGGACAAGAAGAUAUAGCUGACGAUGAACUCUUCCUGGGAGUCAAAGUUUUAGCCCACUCAGCGCGGGCCAAGUCAAGCCAAGAUGACUUAAUACGACUCCUGAACAAGAUCUGGCAACCUCAUAUUAUCAACCUAAUCAAGACGUUCUCUGUGACGGUGGAGAGGAGAUACCCUGAGAGAGCUGAGAGAUACUUCUGGGAUCUGGCUGAGUUUUUAGAUCUUUGUAUUGUCAGUAGUGUGUUUAUUGAAGGUAUGUGUGGAUUACUUAGCACCUGUGUCUCGGAAGUGUUAGCGCUCAAUUAUAAAUCCUACGUCAGUGAUGAUUUAGUGAAGGUAUACAGGAGGAUGCAGGAGAAGUGUGGUAGAUUAUCUUGAGUCACUUCCAGAUUAUCUUGAGUCACUUCCAGAUUAUCUUGAAUCUGUGCUAGAUUAUCCUGAGUCAGUUUCAGAUAAUCUUGAGUCAGUGUCAGAUUAUCUCGAAUUAGUGCCUGGAAACAGCUUGUGUGUGAUCUGUGUCAACUACAUAUACAUACAUGCGUACAAUGAAAAACAAAAGUCGUGUCGUGAAAUUUGGUGAAAACAUAUGCCGAAGGGCUAAACUUUUGGUGCACCUUGCCUUGUGAUUGGGGGCUCUCAUAAUGUUUCACGAGUUAUAUUUUAUCUUCGGACAAAACCGCCACACGAAUUUUGUCUUCGAUUGUACAUACAUACUGUACAUACAUACAGGGUUCAGCAGGAUAUAGUUGUAUCAUUCAUAUAAGAACAUAAGAACAUAAGAAAGUGGGAUACUGCAGGGGGUCGACUGGCCCAUACAGGGCAGAUCCCUU